Molecule: messenger RNA, 1991 nt
Organism: Manduca sexta (tobacco hornworm)
Lineage: Eukaryota; Metazoa; Arthropoda; Insecta; Lepidoptera; Sphingidae
Product: glucose dehydrogenase [FAD, quinone]
Exons: 4
Coding region: 79-1932 (617 amino acids)
Molecular function (GO): ecdysone oxidase activity; flavin adenine dinucleotide binding
Source: RefSeq, a predicted model, not a curated record
UUUGCAGGUGUGUUCUUUGACAAUUAACGUACACUUGUCACUCGGCUCAUUACAAAAGAAGUGGCUCACAGACGAGAUAUGCUGUGUUACAACGUGUCAUGCCUGGCACCCACAGUUGGGGUUGCUUCCACAACGUUUUCGACAGCACUGCAGUUUUUCGCAGCUGCUACAUGCCUUCUUAAGGAUGAUUCGCCUCCAGAUGCUAAUGUUUGUGAUUGCGAAGAGUUUGACUUUAUAAUAGUUGGUGGUGGAACAGCCGGAUGUGUUGUUGCUAAUCGACUCAGUGAGAACGAGAAAUGGAAGAUACUGCUCAUAGAAGCUGGAGGAAAACCGCCAAUUGAGAGUAAGAUUCCAAAUCAAGAUUCAACAAUGUUUCAAACGGAAUACGACUGGAGGUACAGAACUACCUACAACGGCGAGACAAACAACGCGAACAAAAACAAUUACAUCAACUGGCCAAGAGGAAAGCAGCUUGGUGGGUCUAGUAAUAUUAAUGCAAUGUUAUACGUCAGAGGUAAUAGGAAUGAUUUUCAAAGAUGGUACGACGCCGGUAACAAAGAAUGGCAUCCAGAUAUAGUUUUUGAGUAUUACAAAAAAAUCGAGUCUUUACAAAACAGAGAGUUGCUAGAUAAUCCCGAAACAAGACAAAACUAUGGAAGUAAUGGACCCGUGGUUAUUAAUAGAUUUAACAGUACUUAUCGAUCCCUAACGGAUAGAAUACUUCGUUCUUGGGACGAAUUAAAUAUUAAGAAUGUUUUCGACUUGAACACAGCUAAUGUUAUGGGAUCAGGAGUAAGUACUGUAACAGCGUAUAACGGAUUCAGAGCAAGUUCCGAUAGAAUGUAUCUAAAUCCUGUUCAGGAUAGACCUAAUUUGAAAGUCUUGAAGAACACUUUGUGUACCCGCGUUUUGAUCAACUCAGAAACUAAAGUCGCAUAUGGAGUUGAAGUAGACCAAAAUGGUAAUAAAAAGAAAUUUCUCGCAUCCCGUGAAGUAAUUAUAAGCGCAGGCACAAUAAACACUCCUCAAUUGUUAGUACUAUCUGGGGUAGGAGAAAAAGAGUAUCUUCAGAGUUUAAAUAUUAAACCUAUAGUUGACUUACCAGCUGUAGGUGAGAACUUACAAGAUCAUUGUACUAUACCUGUUACGAUUUUCGGAGAUGGCCCUCGUGAAAAAUCUGACGCAGAAAAGAAUUUUGACGCAAUCACUUACUUAUAUAAUGGUACUGGUGAAUUAGCUCAAAGUCGUUUAUUGGACGCCCUUGCGUUCUAUUCCCUAGAUGAUAAUGCUACGUAUCCUGAUUUUCAAAAUCAUAUACUGAUCUUUAGACAAAAUUCAUCUGCAUUAAAAAGAAGUUUAUCAAACGUAUUUAAUUAUCAAGAUUCCAUAGUAAAUUAUUCAGUAGAGCUAAAUAAGAAUCACACUUUAUAUUUUUUUAUUUUUAAUCUCUUACAUCCACUUUCGAGAGGAAGUAUUAAGGUUAUUUCGAAAGAUCCCAAAGACCAUCCUCUUAUUUACGCCAAUUACUUCCAUGAUCGAAGAGAUUUAAUUUCUGCUGUGGCUGGAAUUAAAAAGCUUACACAAAUACUACAUACCAAAUCAUUUAAACCAUUUAAUGCUUUUUUGGGUAGGAUGAAUUGGCCUGCUUGUAAUGAAUUUGAAAUAGACAGUAAUGAUUACUGGGAAUGUGUCUGUAUAAAUAUGGUGUACACUGUAUAUCAUCCUGUCGGUACUGCUAAUAUGGGCCCUGACCCCGCUACUUCAGUGGUUGAUGGUCGAUUAAGGGUUCAUAAAAUGAAAAACCUGCGUGUAAUAGAUGCUAGUGUGAUGCCGACUCUUACAAGUGGAAACACACAAGCACCUACCUACAUGGUUGCAGAACGAGCAUCAGACUUAGUAAAAGAAGAUCACGGUAUGAAGAUAAAUUCAUGAAAAAUAUGUGAUUAAACUAAUUAAAAUAUUUAUAUAAAUAUAUUAUUUACAUACAUUAA